CUCCACAGAUACCAUGGUGUCUGAAAUGGUUAACGAGCAGCGUAUGUCUGUCUUAUACGCGCAAUAUUCAGUCUACACAUCAUAAAUGGUGUCUGUGUUGGUCAGCUGAGAUACCUGAUUUUUAAAAAAUAUCUGUCCGUUAUAUAAUAUCAUAGUGCAGGAAUUACACAAAUAACAGAGCACUCAAAUAAACAUCUGAAUAAAAAUAAAUCGUAAUGACAAAAAUACUCAUGUAGAAAAAAUACGUUGCAAGUGACAUUGCAGAUUUAUUUUUGGUCAUUUAUAAAAAUGUUUGAAAGGGACAGACACGCAUGGUGAUGAUGGCCCGGUUAAGGCUGUCAUUCCAUUCAUAUAGCUUUCUUUGAAUUAAAGCCGGUCGGGGUAUUUUAGUGAUGCUGUCAGCACUGUGUCACAUGACAAUGCAACACUGGAAAUAGUGUGACCUGCAGUACUUAAAAUGGCCAUCAGGUGGCAGACCUGAAACUAGGAAUAGGACUGCACUGAAAAGAUGAGCGAUGUUACUAAUCUUUCUUUCUGGGCAUUUUAACCCCAAUUUAGUAGGGAGUACAAAAGACCUUAGUUUAAAAAAAAGGGAAAGAUUUAUGUCUUACAGGCAGUACUUCAUAAUCUGAUAUUGCACUUAAUUUUCAUUUUCAUGACAGUGCUGUACUGUAAGUGCUUUCAUUGCUGUUUAUGUUGUUUUAUGUCCCAAAUAUGGCAACAGAAAUUCCAACUUCUUAAAAAUACUUGGCUAAACUGCAUGUGAUUUUUGUUACUGAGACAUAGUGCAUGGUUUUCUUUUAACUUGACAAGAAGGAGGUAUCUUUAAGUUGUUAAUGUUUAUUUAGGUUACUUUAUGCUGUACUCGGGUCACUGAUGACCCGUCAGGAUUUUAGAUGUACGACUUCUCUCUUGUCUGUGGCCUUCUGGCUGUCUUUGCUGGUAUGGGGAACGAGGAGCCAAUGGCAGAAGUCAAAAACUGCUGCAGAAAUAAGACACUACCCAGCCUGGCCAGGGGUGGAGCUGUGGAGCAAUAAGAGUAGAAUAUAAAUACACAUCAUGUGCAAAUAACAUAAUAUACAACACAAACAGAAUAUAAGCAGUAUUAUCAUUGACAUUAAUCUUGGUUAACUGUGAGUCAUUGCAAAAGCAUCUCUGCGGCAUCAAUAGCACAGGCGACAGGUGAGUUAAGGUCUGUUUGGCUAUUCGGCGGCAGAUUAGAAGCAAGAAUUAAGCUACUACCCUGUGUCAGAAAAGAAUAAGACAUCAUGCAUUUCUGCUAACGCACUUUUUUAUUUCUUAGUUUUAUCCCCAAUGAAACACAACUGGAUUUUCCAGAAGAUGUAAUGAGGACUCGAGGAGGGUGCUCUCUUCUUGGCAGCCGUUGGCCCAUAAGUUAGUCGCUGGACAUGGGUUUCAGUUUCCCAUGGAAAGAGAGCCCCGUAAUCCUGCAGUCAUCAUCUAGGCCCCAUUGAAAAAGCUAGGGUGAGAGGGGCUCCUCUCUGACCAAUCAUAAGCCAGCCUCCUCUGGCACACGGGCGCAACACUGCUCUCUGCUUUAGCUGGAGAACAUAGAAGAAUGAGGGACCUGCUCUGUGUCUGUCUGCUGCUUCAGCUCCCCGGUACCAUUCCAACACGGGCCCCUGCGUCGCACCCCUGCCUGCCAGUGUGCUGGUGCAGGGAGGAUGGAUCUCUGCUGCAGGUGGACUGCUCUGAGCGCGCUCUGACACUGGUGCCACUGGGCCUCAGUCCCUACACCUCCUACCUGGAUCUGAGCAUGAACAACAUCAGCGAGCUCCAGCCAAUGGCUUUCCAAAAUCUUCACUCGCUGUUGGAACUGAGGCUGUCAGGCAACUCCCUGAAACAUAUCCCUAGCCUGGCAUUCUCUGGCCUUUACAACCUGGAAGUGCUCAUGCUGCAGAACAACAAGUUAGAGCUUCGACCUUCCAGUGCUGUCUGGGAUCUGCCCAGUCUCCUGUCACUGCGUCUGGACGGCAACCAAAUCACGGAGGUCCCCGAGCAGACUUUCUCGCGUCUGCCGUCACUGAGGCAUCUGUGGCUGGAUGACAACGUGCUGAUGGCGGUCCCCGGACACGCCCUCGCCCACCUGCCUUCCUUGCAGGCCUUGACACUGGCCCUGAACCGCAUUCUUCACAUCCCUGACACUGCCUUCCAUAACCUCUCCAACCUGGUGGUGCUAUAUCUCCAUGACAACAGAAUCCAGACUCUUGGAUCCAACUGCUUUGAUGGCUUGCAUGGCUUGGAAAUUUUAGACCUGAAGCAUAACCAGCUACAGGAGAUUCCCACAGCGAUCAGGACGCUGGCCAACCUUCGAGAAUUGGGAUUCAACGACAACCAGAUUCAAGUCAUCCCAGAAGAGGCAUUUGCUGGAAACCCACUGCUCCGGAUGAUAAAUUUCUAUGAGAAUCCCAUCCGCUAUGUAAGCAGAAUGGCCUUCCAACAUCUCCCUAACCUUCACACGCUGACCCUGAGUGGAGGGGCACAGAUAUCACACUUCUUUGACCUGAAGGGAACAGCCAACCUAGAAGCUCUGUACAUGACUAGGGCUAAUCUUGCCUACCUGCCGCAGAGCUUCUGCCAACAGCUGACCGGACUAAAAUUACUUGAGCUCUCUCAUAACCAAAUACUCGCCCUCCCCAAUUUUUGCCAGUGUCAACAGCUCCAGGAAAUCAAGCUCCAGCACAACCUCAUCCAGGAAAUUGGAGUGUGGACUUUCCAUCAGCUCAGCUCCCUCCAUUCAUUGGACUUGAGCUACAACCGUAUCUCAAACAUUCACCAAGGUGCCUUUGCUUCUCUCCAGUCCCUAAGAAAGCUGGACUUAACCAAUAACCUGCUGGCCUCCUUGCCCUCGAUGUCGCUGCACAGCCUCAGUCACCUGAAACUUGGUGGAAACCGGGCUCUGUCUGAAAUCUUCAGAAAAGAGGAUUUUCCUGAAAUGCGGAUCAUUGAGAUGCCGUAUGCGUACCAGUGUUGCGUCUUUGGGGCCUGUAGCAACCAGGAGACUAACCGAUGGGAACACAAGACGUCAGGAUCCAUGGAUCAAGACCCACACGGGAAGGCUGUGGCUGUCUUCUCUGUCCUUAGUAAGGAUGGUACUGUAUGGGGUAUCUUUGCUUUCACAGAUCAGACAGUUAUUGAUGCCCCCCCAACAAAAACAAGAAUACCUAAUCAAACAAAGAAGGAAAAAAACAUAUUCAGAAUGUGCGUUACAUUGUUUCGUGAGCUUAGUGACAAAGGAAUGAGACAAAAACUUUCACGAUUAGACACAAUGUUUACCAUUCCUGCUACUUUUCUGUACUCUACCCCUGGCUUCUUUGAAAAAGCCAUUCGUAGCUUAAAAUCUCUUAUUUCAGAUGACAUGGAACUGAAGAAAUUCCUGCUACAGACUCUGGAUCCUAAAAUACCAACAAGCGUUCAGUGUACACCAAUUCCUGGACCUUUCAAACCAUGCAGCUACUUUUUUGACAGCUGGGUUUUCCGCAUGAGCGUCUGGGCAGUUGCUGUGGUCUCACUCGUAUGCAACACCGUACUAGUUUUUGCAGUCUUUACCUCACCCAGCGACUUCUCCGCAGUCAAGUUCCUUCUCGGGUCCCUGGGAGGGACCAGCUUCCUGGUGGGGCUCUGCACGGCCACCUUGGCUCUGCUGGACGCUGUGACCUUCGGCGAGUUCUCCCAGUACGGCGCUCUUUGGGAAUCCAGCACUAGCUGCCAAGUCGUAGGCUUCCUGUCAACAUUUGCAACUCAGGCUUCCAUCUUCCUUAUAGGCCUUGCUGUCAUACAGUGCAGCAUUCAUGUGUCCAACAUCCAGGAUUAUGGGAUGGUUCCCAGCGCAACCUGUGUAAAGGUGCCAAUCUUAUGUUGUGGAGCACUCUCAUUAACCACUGCCACCUUGCCACUUUUUGGCAUAGGGCAGUAUGGAUCCUCACCCCUUUGCUUGCUGUCUCCAUUGCCAGAGAGCCAGCCCUCAGACAUAGGGUUCACUGUGGGCCUCAUCGCGAUGAACACUCUCUGCUUUUUUAUCCUCACUUGUACCUGCAUCAAGUUGUAUUGCAGCUUCAUGAAGGAGGGGUAUAGCCACCUCAGGGAAUCCAUGCUCUUCAAGCAUGUGGCUCUGCUAGUCUUUGCCAACAGCCUGCUUUACUGCCCCAUGACCUUCGUAGGCCUCUCCAUCCUACAAGACUCUCUCCACAUCAGCGAGUACACCAUCAAGUUUAUCCAGCUGGUUCUGCUGCCUCUUCCAGCCAGCCUCAACCCCCUGAUCUACCUCAUCUUCAGCCCACUCUUCAAGGAGGACCUCCAGCUGCCACAGAAGACAUCCCAGUCCGCAGUGCCAGUGACACUGGACUCUUUCUGCUUUGGGGAGUCCACACAAGCCUUGGUUUUACCCCCUGACGCGGAGGGGCUAGUCGAGGUCUGUGAGCGAUCAAAUACACAUUGGGGUCCCUCCACUGUUCCAUGUUAUCAAAUGACACACCGGGUCCUUUGUCAAAGUUAAGGGACUUUAAACAAUAAAUGAUCUGAAUGGAA
Messenger RNA from Paramormyrops kingsleyae, 4548 nucleotides. The record is from RefSeq and is a predicted model, not a curated record. Lineage: Eukaryota; Metazoa; Chordata; Actinopteri; Osteoglossiformes; Mormyridae.